UCUAUCCAGCCAUGCAGAAGUUGCUGGCAGUGCUGGUGCUUGGGACUCUGCUCGUGACACCCAAGCUGGAGGCUGAGGCCCGGGGUCCCCCCUAUGGUGUCAAGCUUUGUGGCCGUGAGUUCAUCCGUGCCGUCAUCUUCACCUGUGGUGGCUCCCGCUGGCGGCGGGCAGGGGACCCCGAUGCCCUGAACAGCCUCCUGGGAGGGGACGAGUCGUCGGAGGCAGCUGGCUCCAGCGAGUGGGAUCCUGGGAGGCUCCUGGAGCGGUGGCAGGGUCGGGGCGGCCGGGGGGGGCUGGAUGAGAGUUGGGCCCCACCCCGGGGUCCCCGCGAUGUUGUCACUGGGCUCAGUGCUGCCUGCUGCCGCUGGGGCUGUAGCAAGAGCGAGAUCAGCUCCCUCUGCUAGAGCAGGGGAGCUGAGGGGUCCUCACUGGGGCAGCUGUGCUGUAAACAGACUCCAAUAAAG
Messenger RNA from Alligator sinensis (Chinese alligator), 464 nucleotides. It is a transcript of the gene RLN3, whose product is annotated as relaxin 3. Gene Ontology annotation, cellular component: extracellular region. Gene Ontology annotation, molecular function: hormone activity. The transcript has 2 exons. The coding region runs from base 12 to 404 and encodes 130 amino acids. The record is from RefSeq and is a predicted model, not a curated record. NCBI's taxonomy places the organism in Eukaryota, Metazoa, Chordata, Crocodylia, Alligatoridae.